AUGGGUCGCCGUCCUGCCAAGUGCUACCGCUUCCAGAACAAGAAGCCGUUCAUCAAGUCGCGCUACUGCCGAGGUGUGCCCGACCCGAAGAUCCGGAUCUACGAUGUCGGUAACAAGAAGGCGUCGGUCGAUGCUUUCCCGUUCGUGUGCCACUUGGUGUCGGACGAAAAGGAACAGCUCUCGUCGGAAGCCCUCGAGGCCGCCCGCAUUUCGGCCAACCGCUACCUCACCAAGUUCUGCGGCAAGGACAACUUUCACAUGCGCAUCCGUUGCCACCCGUUCCAGGUCCUCCGUAUCAACAAGAUGCUUUCGUGUGCCGGUGCCGAUCGUCUCCAGACUGGAAUGCGUCACGCGUACGGCAAGCCCACGGGUGUUGCCGCUCGCGUCGCUAUCGGCCAGCCCAUUAUCUCGGUGCGCUCGAAGGACUCGUUCGGUCCCGCAGUCAUCGAGGCCCUUCGUCGUGCCAAGUUCAAGUUCCCUGGUCGCCAGAAGGUUCUCGGCUCGAAGAAGUGGGGCUUCACCAAGUACGAGCGCGACGUGUACGCCAAGAUGCGCCAGGAAGGCACACUUGCCGUCGACGGCAACCACGAAAUCUACCGCCCGUCGCACGGUCGUCUUUGA
Messenger RNA from Saprolegnia diclina VS20, 621 nucleotides. Its product is annotated as 60S ribosomal protein L10. The record is from RefSeq and is a predicted model, not a curated record. Lineage: Eukaryota; Oomycota; Saprolegniomycetes; Saprolegniales; Saprolegniaceae. Bases 1 to 621 code for a protein of 206 amino acids. Gene Ontology annotation, cellular component: ribosome; cytosolic large ribosomal subunit. Gene Ontology annotation, biological process: ribosomal large subunit assembly; translation. The transcript has a single exon. Gene Ontology annotation, molecular function: structural constituent of ribosome.